CGCGCAGAGUAACGCCCACCGCUGCAACAUUCAUCGCGGCGUUCCCGCUGUGGCUCUGGAGCGGGUCGCGGCGGGAGGCCGCACCCGGCCCGCGAGCUGGCAUGUUCGGCCAGCUCCUGUCCGGGCUCUUCGGCGGUGAGCCCGGCGGCGAUGCCUCGGCGCCCCCUCCCGCGGGGGAGGACCAGACCCCCCCGGCGAGCAGCGGCCCCGCAGGUAAAAAGGACAAGAAGAAGAAGGACAAGCCGGGCAGGACCGACUCUCGGCCAGGUGCCGACGCGGGUCCCUUGCUGAUAGGCGGUGAGUGGCAGUGCCCCGUGUGCACCCUCGUGAACGAGCCUGGGGCUUCGAGGUGCGUCGCCUGCGACACGGACCGCCCCGCCGAGUCCACGCCGCACGGAGGUGGUGGGACGCACGCGCAGCCGUUCCACCCUCCCACCGCAGAUGACCGCUUCGACAGCCGCGAUGAGCUGCCGCUCCCGCAGGGACCGCCGCAGCACACGCUUAGCCAGAACGACCUGCCGCCUAUGGACACGCAGAACGGCGGCCUCCUCCCGCCCCAGCACACGAUGACGGACGGCGCGGGAGGCGGCAGCCACGGCUACAUGCCCACCCUGCCGCCCGACCACUUCGACGGCAGGGAGCACGGCCGCCAGGGCAGCCGGCAGAGGGAAAAGGACGGG
Messenger RNA from Prorocentrum cordatum, 680 nucleotides. The record is from the annotation of a GenBank genome assembly. Lineage: Eukaryota; Dinophyceae; Prorocentrales; Prorocentraceae.